UGUGUUCCGUUCCUCAGAAGAUUAAUGCAUUAACAAAUUUUCAUACUUUGAAAACUUUAACUAUAGUCAAUAAUAUAUUGCAUUAUUGUAGCACAGGCCUCAUAUUUAGACUUGUGCUUUUAGUAUGGAAAUGGCAUUUGCUGCUGCCUCCAAAGUUUAUCAUUGCAAUUCAGCAUAUUGGGCAUUUCUAGUAAAUUUGUUCUUAAUGCUUAACAAAAUGUGACUGAUAUUUUACUGUUUAUUUGAUCAAAAACAGACUUGUAUAAAAUAAGGUGAAAAUUCUUGCUCUGAUUAUUGUCCCCUAAUUUACUGUCCUCUGUUGUUGCCUCAGAGUGUAAAGCUGUACAGUAAUGGCGACCCCAAAGAAAAAGCAUGAAAGAACUUUUAGAGUAGAAUUCAAGAAUUAAGGCAAGUAGACAAGCCAAAGACCUCUUAAGGAUCAGGCUUGAAGAGAAGGGAAAGUUUGGGAAAAGAAAAUAUAAAGAAAAGCUGGAAGAAGGACAAGCCAUAAUGGGAGAAAAAGCUUCGCUUUAUCUACAAAUGGGGGAAAAGGUUGUUUUUCAAAGUGUAAAGAUAAAGCCAUCUGUCACUUUUGACCAAGCAUCACAAGUCCUUCUGACAAGCACUUAAAGAGUUAAAGGUCAAGAUGAAGUUGACUGGUGGCCAAGAUAAAAGGAGCCUUACCUGAUAUGUCCGGGAUGCUGAAGAUGCCCUUCAUAAUUUGGACCGGAAAUGGAUUUGUGGCCGCCAAAUAGAAAUCCAGUUUGCUCAAGGAGAUCGGAAAACACCAAACCAAAUGAAAGCUAAGGAAGGAAGAAAUGUGUACAGCUCAUCUCGUUAUGAUGAUUAUGACAGAUAUCGGCGUUCAAGAAGUCGCAGUUAUGAAAGGCGGUCAAGAAGCCGUUCUUUUGAUUACAACUAUCGCAGAUCUUAUAGUCCUAGAAACAGUAGACCUGCUGGAAGACAUCGCCGUAGCAGAAGUCGUUCAGAUAAUGAUAGGUUCAGACACCGUAACACAUCUUUUUCAAGGUCAAAGUCCAAUUCAAGAUCACGAUCUAAGUCACCAGCCAAAAAAGAAAUGAAGGCUAAAUCACGGUCUAGGUCUACAUCUCGUACUAAAUCUAGAGACAACUCUAAAAUGGAUUCUAAGGCACAUUAUAAGUCCAGCUCAAGAUAUGAAAAAGAAUCAAGGAAAAAUGAAUCAGCUAGAUCCAAAUCUCAGUCAAGAUCGCAGUCUAGAUCUAGAUCAAAAUCCAGAUCCAGAUCAUGGGCUAGUCCCAAGUCCAGUGGCCACUGAACAGUGUACUUUGUUUUUAGGCAUGUAUCAUCUAGAAUAACAAUUGAGUUAUGAUGUUGCAACAUUGCUUUAAAAUAAUUUUGUUAGUUAUCCCUGGAGCAGGCAAUUAUUACUAUUAAAAAUACAAUACAGAUAAUCUUACACAAUAGAGUCCACUUUGUUAAAUGUCUUGGGCAGCUACUAAGAUUCUUGUGUUUCUAUGUAUAUUUUUGUAAAAAAAAAAAAAAAGGUAUGGUCUUAUGCUUCAAAUAUCACUGGUAUCUUGAUCAUCACGGUUUACACUAUUGCUUAAUUUCUGCUGUAUAGCCAGCAGAUUGAGCAGUUUUGCUGUAGUGACUGAGCUAAAAAAUGUCAAGACUCAAAAAGGGUUGUAAAGGCUUGCUUGUCGUGGACACUUGUGCCAAAAUGGUUGGUUCCUUGGGCAUCUGAAAGACAUUGAAAUACCGAUAACUUCUGAAGCGAUGGUCUUGAGAAUAAAUUAUAAAAAGCAGAAAUUACUCACAAUGAUCUACUGUGGAUUUGUCAAGAUCCAGGUGCUUUUUCCUAAUGCGUUAACCUCCAAAAAUAAAAUACUCAGUUAAAUUGUUAGGUAACAAUUUGUAUGCAAUGUGGCGGGCUUUGAGGUUUAGUGAGCAAAUUCCAUAAGGCUUUUUGCUGUAUUAAAUUAAAAUAAACAUUCAGAUUGCACAAUGCAUAAACUAAACCUCAACAUGAAAGUUUUUAUAAGUAGUUGGCUUACCUAUUUAGUGCCCCAGGGUUUCGUUAGUAUUUCUAAAUAGAAGUGGCAGUUUUGAGUUUAUACAUCAAUCUAACUUUCUCUUCAGAUCAGGAAGAUUAUUCAAUAUAUGUUGUUUUUGCUUUUGGUAAUAUUUAGACUACGGAAAGUUGCCAUGGUAUAAUCUCGAAAGUAGUCUCUGGAAGACCAUAAUAUUGUAUUAAGAAUAUAGCUUUUCUGUUGGAAGAAAGUCAGCAUCAAACUUUAAAGGCCCUCUACUUCUGUUUAGCAGGAAAAGUUAAUAUCAAUGGAACCCUUGUUUCUGUAGAGAGCUAGUUUCAGAUUUAAGUUCUAGCUAUUCAUAUACAGUAAACUGCUCAGGAGUAAAGAUGUCUUUUAAAAUACUGACUGUUUAAUAAGCUGAAGGGGUGAUUCUAGAAUCUUUGUAUAUUUGAUAGCCUAAUUUUUGUUUAUUACUAAAAGUUAAUGUCCUGCUAUGCAAUCAUUUAUUGCUUUUUUAAAGAGUUCUUCCUAAUGUAGUUUAAAACAAAGUGUAAAAUUGUGUUACUGUGCAGCUCUGGUCACUUGUGGAAGUGGAAAUAAACUUUAUAUUUUCUUUCUUA
Molecule: messenger RNA, 2635 nt
Organism: Pantherophis guttatus
Lineage: Eukaryota; Metazoa; Chordata; Lepidosauria; Squamata; Colubridae
Source: RefSeq, a predicted model, not a curated record